ACGACGAGCAGGAAUCAUGACGGGUUCAGGCGAGAGUUAGAGAGGCGGUGAGGUAUGGGAGAAUCUGUGCGAGAAUAGUGAAGAGUGGAAAAGAGGAGCUGUGGAGAGAAAUGAAGAAUGGGACCAACAUCAACGCAAUCGCUAAAUCGGUAACGCCCUCAGUCAACACAUCGGGAGUGUUCGUGACCCUCACACCCCUCUCCUUACACUUCGUCCAAAUCAAUCUUAUCCAACCUAACGCUGAAGCUGGCAACGAUCUCCAGCUUCGGCAGCGAAUCAAUCAACGCUGCGUCGGCACCCGCCGUCGCGUUUCCGACUAUGGCCCUGAUGGAGUUGGAGUGGCUCUUCAGGAACUCGGUCUUCUGGGGAUACGUCUAGAAUCCAAAGAGAUUGAAGCACUUCUGAAGCUCGUCUUCAAGUUGUAUGUGCUGUGGAAUUGUGGCGUUGCUGGUGGCCAAGUGUCAGACGUGGAGCGGGGCGGAAUUGCUAAGAGAUGGUCGCAGUGCUCUUCUUCCUAGUGCUAGCAGCGAGUGGGGAGAUGGUGCGGAAAGAAGAUGGGGGAUUUUUAGACUUCGAAGACUACCCAAACAGAUGAGUUUCCUUUUAUUUUUCUUUAUUAUUAUUAUUAUUAUUAUUAUUAUUUCUUUUCUUUUCUUUUCUUGGUUGCCAAACAAACUGAGCCCUCACUCUCUCUAUUCUAUCUCAUCUCUUCUUUGCUUUGCACUCCCUCCACUCUGUCCUCAUUAAUUAGAAACCGAACUCCAUCUUUCCUUUCUUUUCUUUUAUUGGUUACCAAACAAACUGAGCCCUCACUCUCUUUUCCUUUCCUUUCAUUUUCUCCUUUUUCUUUCUUAUCAUCCAAACAAGCUUGGUCACAGUUAGGGGGUGGGUUAGGUUCAAGUAUGGUUAAAACCAGGGCUAGGUUUGAUUGGGUUUUUGGUUAGUCUAACUAUAGGGUCAUACUGAAUCAAGUAUUUUAACCUGGGUUCAAGUUGGGUUUGACUCGAAUAUCUGGAUGAAUUAACUAGGGUUGGGUUCGAUUGACUUGGGUUUGGGUUUGGGAUUUGUUGGCUUGGGUUCGAAUAUGUUGACCCAAUUUUGGUGUUCGAAUUCAGAGAUGGAGAUAUCAAACUGCCCAAUCAAGUGCAUGGUAAGCCAAUAUCUCAAUUAAAUAACUUCCGAAAUCAGUCAAUUGCAGAAAUCAGUUUCAACUAAAUAAAUUGCGAUUCUAAACCAGAACACAAUUGAACAUCAACUGAUCAUGUAAACAAACUCACUCACAAAAUGUGUUCAUCAAUCAUGCAAUAAAUCUUAGAGCCAACCCAUUCUAUAGCAUUAAGUUAAUCACCCAACCAACCUUUCAAAUUACCUUCAUCGAAUUGGAUCAAACAAGCCAUAAUAUGAUUUCAAAGCUCAACUCUUACGCAUAAGAUAGACACACUGAAAGAGUGAGGAGGACUCUUUGUUGUUUUUUGUCCCACAUUAGUAUAAAAGAUUGUUUUGAAUUUUUUUAUAUUAUUUGUCCCACAUUAGAGAGAAGUGUUUUUUUGGACUUGAGGUUGAAGCUAUAUAAAGAGCUUAACUCUUCAUUUGUAAAACACACCUUAAAGUUGUACUUUGUCAAGAAGUAGUGGAUUGACCAUCAGCGCCCGAGGAUGUAGGUAAUUCUAUAUCGAAUCUCAUAAAUUUCUUGUCUUUUUUUUUUUACUGCUUUAUUAUUAGUUUCUGUAUUGUUUUAAUUUUUUAUAUAUUCAAUAACAAUAAUUGCAGUAUUGGUGUUUGGCACAAGUGGGGUAUCCAGCACAACAAUUGGUAUAAGAGUUAGGUUGAAUAGUGUUGAUACGGAGGUGUUCCUUUGUUAGGAUUUAUUGGCCUAAUAAGACUUACAAUUCUUAUUUUAAUGAUAACAAAUCAUGAUGUGUUUAAUGUGAUUCAAGUGAAAGUUGUUCAAGAAAAAGGUAAAGCUUGAAGGAAGUGACAAAGUUCAAGAGCAUAAUAAAGCUUAUGGAUUACAAAGAGAUCGUAAAGAGCAUAAGGAUUAAAGAUAUACUAGUGAAAGCUCAAAGAGAAGAUUGAAAACUCAAAGAUGAUGGAAGAACAUGAUUGAAGAUCAAAUGAUCAUUUUUUUAGGAUGUUCUAAAUGUAAGUACUUCAAGUUAAUUUCAAAUAUAAAUUGAAUUGAAGCUCUCAAAAUAUUCAGAAAUAUAUUUUUUAUAUACUCUAAAGAAGAUUUUUAUAAUCAAUGAAAAGAAAGAGUUUUGAAAAAGAAAAUCUUUUGAAAUAAAGAAGGGUCAGGCGACUGUCAUAAUAUGGCAGGCGACUCCCAAAUUAAGUAAGAGAUUUUUUUCAAAGAGACGGUAGCAAGACAGGCGACUGGCUGAACAUGUCAGGCGCCUGAGUGAACAUGUCAGGUGACUGCCUUGGUUUUGACAGGCGACUGCCAGUGUUCUAUGUUGUGAGUUUGUUCUAUGACAAGCGACUGCCACUCGAACGUUGGCUUAAAAACUCUCAACGGGAAGAUUUUUUAAACAAACUUUCUGGAUACUAUUAUUUUUAAAAAUUUAGAAACUAUUUUAAGGAAACUUUGAGGGUAAGGAAUUGCUUUAAAAACUUAGAAACUAUUUUAAGGAAACUUUGAAGGUAAGGAAUUCCUUCUAAACAUCUAUAAAUAGCCCCAAUCUUCAAAGGUUUGAGACACCCAAUCAAUUUUCAAGCAAUCAAAGUUCUCAAAGGCUCUCAACUUUUUUGUGUUCAACUACUGAAUUGCUACUGAUUCAAACUCCGAAACAAAGCUUUCAAAGUCAGAAUCUUUCAUAUUUUAGAAGAUAUUUGGUGAUUCAUAUUAAGUAUUGAGCUUCAAAUUCUUUUAUAUUUAAAUUACUUUAAAGUAUUAUUGUGCUAAAUGUUGUACUAACCUACUCUGCUGUGAGAGUGUUUUCUUGUACACAAUCUUUUUAUCUUGAUUCUUAUUCAUAGACGAUUCAAGGUUAUAGAAUUGUUGGACCAAACGAGGGAAUAUCGUUUGGA
Molecule: messenger RNA, 3027 nt
Organism: Malania oleifera
Lineage: Eukaryota; Viridiplantae; Streptophyta; Magnoliopsida; Santalales; Ximeniaceae
Exons: 2
Coding region: 111-518 (135 amino acids)
Source: RefSeq, a predicted model, not a curated record